AUGCCACCACGAAGGAGGGUCUACGAAGAGGAGUCAGAGGACGCGGCGAGCGAGGAGGAGGCGCAGUCGGACCCCGUAGAAGAUGACGAACUUGACAUGGACGUGGAUGAAGACGCUGAGGCAGAAGAGGAUGCGGAGGGGGAAGAAGUGGACGACAUUGACGUUGUUGGCGACGGUACGCACGACGAUGAAGGCGUGGUAGACGACAAGGACGUCGUAGAGGAGGAUGUGGAGGAUGAGUUGAUUGACGACGUUUCAGACCCUGACGGGCUCUCAUCACCGGCUCCGACGUCGGGACGUCUCCCCACCCGACUCAAAAUCAGGCUGAAGCUCCCUGUUGGCGGCCUUUCAAGCACCAUUCAUACGUCUCCUCGUGCUCGCAGACGAGCGGCUGCUGUCCGUACAAGCGACAUCGAGUCCGAAGAUGAGGACGAGGAGGAAGAUGACGAAGAAGGAACCACACGGUCCACCUCGGUGGCCACCGCUGGGGCAGGAGCUCGGGCACUGACGGCUCGUCAAGCAGUCCUUGCGAAUGUAGUUGACUCCUCGCACGUCGCGUUGUCUGAGCCGCCGAAUCCACGCAAGAAGAAACCGCUUACCGAGAUUGAGAUCGCACUCAAGCGGGAGGAGACCGCCCGUAAAAGGCGUAAUUUGACUGAGAAGAAGCUGGAGGAUGAGAAGGCAGAGACCAUUAACCGUCUGCUGAAGAAGCAGUCCCGGGCGAGAGGCAAGCGCAAUGCUCUGUCCACAGCGGAAGACCGCCCAGGCCCAGGGGAAGCAGCCGGCGAAGGCGAGGAAGAGGAGAUUGUCGAAGCCUUCGCUCCCCCACCCACUAUGUACAGAUGGGUAUCGAGUGCGCGUUCGCCAUCGACGCCAGCAAAGGGAGAGGCUGGCGAAGCCGUUCCAGAGCCCGUUAUGACGCUGUCCUUCUCAGUACCUGUCUCGGCUCUCCCGCACAAAGAGGAGGGCGAAAACGUCAUGGAGGUUGACAGCGGAAACGGCUCGUUACACAUUCCUCCACCGCCGCGAUUGCCACCGGCGGAGCUGCCCGGGUGCGAUGUCCAAGGCUGCACGUCUUUGCGGAAGUAUCGUCUCGUGAGGGACUUCCAGAAGGGCGCGUGUGGACUCAGUCAUCUUAAGGCUCUCGAGGCUUAG
Molecule: messenger RNA, 1155 nt
Organism: Dichomitus squalens LYAD-421 SS1
Lineage: Eukaryota; Fungi; Basidiomycota; Agaricomycetes; Polyporales; Polyporaceae
Exons: 5
Coding region: 1-1155 (384 amino acids)
Biological process (GO): chromatin remodeling
Cellular component (GO): Ino80 complex
Source: RefSeq, a predicted model, not a curated record